Molecule: messenger RNA, 1368 nt
Organism: Colletotrichum navitas
Lineage: Eukaryota; Fungi; Ascomycota; Sordariomycetes; Glomerellales; Glomerellaceae
Product: major facilitator superfamily domain-containing protein
Exons: 4
Coding region: 1-1368 (455 amino acids)
Biological process (GO): transmembrane transport
Molecular function (GO): transmembrane transporter activity
Source: RefSeq, a predicted model, not a curated record
AUGGAAACCGCCGCUCGGGGACGUGUCCCUUCCUUAUUUACUUACCGCAGUUCUGUGGUGUCCAUCAUCGUCACAGUCGCAUUCGCGGUCUUUACAGAUGUCUUCCUCUACGGUUUAAUUGUACCAGUCCUUCCAUUCGCAUUGACUUACCGCGUGGCGAUCGGCCAAGGCGAAGUGCAGUUCUGGGUCUCGAUUCUCCUCGCAGUGUAUGGAGCCGCUCUUCUGAUCUCUUCGCCAAUAUGGGGCUACCUUGCCGACCGUAUCUCUUCUCGCCGCCUGCCAAUGGUUGCCGGUCUUUUGCUUCUGGGCGGAGCGACGGCACUUCUGUGUGCGGGAACCAACAUCCCCCUCCUCGUUAUCGGUCGUGGCUUGCAAGGCAUAUCUGCUGCUCUAGUCUGGACGGUCGGCCUCACCCUCAUCGUCGAUGCCACUAGCAGUGAUAACAUUGGGAAAGCCAUGGGAUGGGUUGGAAUGGCCAUGAGCGCGGGUAUCCUUUCGUCGCCGAUGCUAGGAGGCUUGGUAUACAGCGCUGGCGGCUACUAUGCCGUCUUUUCCAUGUGCUUCGGUCUUAUAGCAGUUGAUACUGUGAUGAGAUUGAUGGCUAUCGACGUCAAGACAGCUGAAGCGCGGUUCGGUGAUGUUCAAAUAGGUGUUGGUGGGAUUGCUCUAGAUGACGAGCACCAUGUCCACGACGGCCAGACAACUGGGCCAACACCUCAAGAAGUCAAACCAAGCCUCAAGCCAGUAUUUCUCAUCUUGUUACGGAGCCCGCGUCUUCUUGCUGCCCUCUGGGGCACCCUCGCCCACGGCAUGGUCACGACAUCAUUCGACAGUACCCUGCCCCUUUUUGUCUCAGAAAGAUUUCGUUGGGACUCUGUCGGUGCUGGUCUGAUCUUCCUGCCGCUGGUCUCGCCCUCGCUACUCGGCCCCUUGGUCGGCGUUGCUUGCGACCGAUGGGGUGCCAAACUACUGUCGAGCUCUGGGUUUCUGCUUGAAACGCCGUUGCUGAUCUGCCUUCGCUUUGUGGACGGCGACAGCUUGUCGCAAAAGGCCAUCCUGUGCGUCUUGCUUGUUGGGGUGGGCAUCGCCAUGGCCUUGGUGCUGGGCCCGCUGAUGGCAGAAAUCACCUGGGUGGUUGAGGAGAUCAUGCCCAGUUCGGCGCAAAGUUCCUUUGCACAGGCCUAUGGGCUGUACAACAUGGCCUUCUCGGGAGGUGCCUUGCUUGGCCCCAUCAUUGGUGGAAUGAUACGCGAUGCUGCCGGUUGGGGCACUGUUAGCUGGACUUUAGGACUGGUCACAUUUGUGACCGCCAUUACGCAAGUCAUGUGGACAGGCGGCCCAGUUUCCAAACAUCGAGCGAGCGCAUAA